Zea mays is the source of this 572-nucleotide messenger RNA. RefSeq lists its product as uncharacterized. Lineage: Eukaryota; Viridiplantae; Streptophyta; Magnoliopsida; Poales; Poaceae. Bases 101 to 550 code for a protein of 149 amino acids. The transcript is spliced from 2 exons. The record is from RefSeq and is a predicted model, not a curated record.
CGUUAACGAACUGAGCUAAAAUGUCAGCUCAGCUCGUGCAAAAUUUCAAACAAGCCGAUUCGAGUCGAGACGAGCUAACCAUGAACCAAGCGAGUCAACGAUGCAGCCUCUGCGCGCGUGCCGGCCGGUAGUUGCAUUGCACCUGAAAAUUCCCUCUGCGGAGACGAGAAGGAAGCUUCUGCUGCCUUUUGCUGCAGCAGAGGGCAACCGCGCGCCCAACCGGGAAGGCCUCAAAUCGCUCAGCUUUGCCUCGCUUUUGUGGUAUGGAGCCCAGUCUUUAGUUUUGGUAGCACCAGCACCUAUGAACCUGCGUAAUGCGUGGCCUUGCUCUAAAACCAAGACCAAUAAAUCCCGUCCACUUUUCCCUUUUGUCCGGUACUGCAUGGUCCAUUCCACGAGUAGCUUGAUCCGCAUGCACCGCCCGUUGGUCGCUUUCCUUUUCUUUAAAAGGAUCUCCUUUCUUUGGCAAGUUAGCGCUGUCAGUGGAUCAAAUAUCGAGAUGAAAUUAACAUGCCACUAUCUAUCCAGCCUCGCGUUUCAGAUUAGGUAGUGCCUGCAUCUCUUCCGUAAUC